AUGCCAAAAUACUUUUGUGAUUACUGUGAUACAUACCUAACGCAUGAUUCCCCUACUGUGAGAAAAACACAUGUUACUGGCAGGAAACACAUAGAUAACGUGAAAUAUGUUUAUCAGAAACUAAUGGAUGAUGAAACCCAGAGAAUGAUUGAUGCUACAACUGCUGCUUUCAGAGCCAAACAAAAGGCAACGAACCCGUUCGCACCAGUAGGAGCGAUGGGUUCUGUUCACCCAACACAUCCUAUGUUGAUGCAUCCCGUGAUGACAGGGCCUCCUCAAAUACCUCCUCACACGAUGAUGAGACCUGGUGGUGGAGUGCCUCAAAUCAUGACGGGAUUCAAUGUUCUACCACCUUACAUGAUGAUACCACCACAAGCACCUAUGAUGCCACCACAAGUACCUAUGAUGGCCCGUAAAAGCUAA
Leptinotarsa decemlineata (Colorado potato beetle) is the source of this 423-nucleotide messenger RNA. Its product is annotated as U1 small nuclear ribonucleoprotein C-like. The record is from RefSeq and is a predicted model, not a curated record. Lineage: Eukaryota; Metazoa; Arthropoda; Insecta; Coleoptera; Chrysomelidae.